Diaporthe citri is the source of this 1137-nucleotide messenger RNA. RefSeq lists its product as uncharacterized. Gene Ontology annotation, cellular component: protein-DNA complex; nucleus. Gene Ontology annotation, molecular function: alkylated DNA binding; DNA-3-methyladenine glycosylase activity; DNA-7-methylguanine glycosylase activity. The record is from RefSeq and is a predicted model, not a curated record. The coding region runs from base 1 to 1137 and encodes 378 amino acids. Lineage: Eukaryota; Fungi; Ascomycota; Sordariomycetes; Diaporthales; Diaporthaceae. Gene Ontology annotation, biological process: DNA alkylation repair; base-excision repair, AP site formation; base-excision repair. The transcript has 2 exons.
AUGUCGAGUCGACGAUCUGCCCGCCUUAGUGCUCAGGCCCAAGCCCAGGCUGAGAGCAAGGAUACGCCGUCCGCAAUGAUGCCGCCUCCUUCUACUACGGCAACCAAGUCACGCAAGCGAAAGGCGCCGCCGUCUGCCUCGGCCGAGGAUGGGCUGCCGACUGAGGCGCCAGCCACCCCCAAGAGACGAGCAAAGAAAACAGCGGUCCCUUCUCUACCGUCCACUCCAACAGCCACACCCAGCGCAGUCCGCCUCAUCGCUGAACCAGCAGCUACUCCCGCUUCGAAGCUGACAGCAUCAUCAUCCGUCACGCCAAAGCCAAAGCCUCGGGCUGUAGCGCAGCUCGCAGACCCAAACCUGACCAAUGCGCCGUUGCUCUCGCCAGAGACGUCCAGGGUCAUCUCUUAUAACCCAACGACCACGGCGAACAUCCUCGAGGAGGCAUGUGCGCAUCUCAUCAAGGUCGAACCCCGCAUCGAGCCCCUGAUCACAGCCCAUCACUGCCGAAUCUUCUCCCCCGCCGGGCUCGCCGAGAAAAUCGACCCCUUCGAGUCCCUCGCGUCGGGCAUCAUCUCCCAGCAGGUCUCCGGCGCGGCGGCAAAGGCCAUCAAGGCCCGCUUCAUCGACCUCUUCGACCACGCAGAUGCCGCGGACGCCACGACCACCACCGCGACCAACAAGUUCCCCACGCCGUCGCAGGUCGCGGCCGCUAGCAUCGAGCGCCUCCGUUCCGCAGGGCUGUCGCAGCGCAAGGCCGAGUACAUCCAAGGGCUGGCGGCCAAGUUCGCCGAUGGCGAGCUCACCGCACGGUGGUUUGCCGACGCCCCCUACGAGGAUGUCCUCGAGAGGCUCAUCGCCGUCCGCGGGCUGGGCCGCUGGAGCGUCGAGAUGUUCGCGUGCUUCGGGCUCAAGCGGAUGGAUGUCUUUAGCACGGGAGACCUCGGUGUGCAGAGAGGCAUGGCCGCGUUUGCGGGCCGGGACGUGUCCAAGCUCAAGGCCAAGGGCGGCGGCAACAAGUGGAAAUACAUGUCCGAGAAAGAGAUGGUUGAUAUGGCGGCGCCAUUUAGUCCGUAUAGAAGCCUAUUCAUGUGGUAUAUGUGGAGAGUCGAGGAGACGGAUAUCAGCACGCUCGAGUGA